Messenger RNA from Rhinichthys klamathensis goyatoka, 5675 nucleotides. Its product is annotated as kinesin-like protein KIF21A. The record is from RefSeq and is a predicted model, not a curated record. Gene Ontology annotation, molecular function: microtubule motor activity; ATP binding; microtubule binding. The coding region runs from base 281 to 4978 and encodes 1565 amino acids. The transcript is spliced from 35 exons. NCBI's taxonomy places the organism in Eukaryota, Metazoa, Chordata, Actinopteri, Cypriniformes, Leuciscidae. Gene Ontology annotation, biological process: microtubule-based movement; mitotic spindle organization.
CGAGUCGCUCUUCAGGACAGAUGAUUGUGUGUGUGAGCGCAGUCACUCACUCUCACCGUUCAGCUCAUUAAACAUGUAACGUGCUGCGCAGAACACGAGAUGUUUUACUUCAUAUUUGUAUUAUUUUUCCGUCAAAAGAGCGCCCGUUUGGAUCAUUUCAGCUUUAUAAUGGCAGAAUAGACGCCGGGAGGGACGCUCUGUGUGUGUGUCUGUCUGCUGCAUAAGCCGAUAAAGAAAAGGAAAAUCAGCUAUAUUUAUCCUCUGUGUCCUGACCGGGAACAUGUCUUCGGGACAGGAUGAGAGCUCAGUGCGCGUGGCUGUCAGGAUUCGUCCACAGUUGGCAAAGGAAAAGAUAGAGGGAUGUCACAUCUGCACAUUCGUGACCCCUGGGGAGCCCCAGGUCGUCCUAGGAAAAGACAAGGCCUUUACGUUUGACUAUGUUUUUGACAUGGACUCGCAGCAGGAGAGUGUCUACAGCAACUGCACCGAGAAACUCAUCGAAGGCUGUUUUGAAGGAUAUAAUGCCACUAUCUUCGCCUAUGGACAGACUGGUUCGGGAAAGACGUACACCAUGGGCACGGGCUUUGACGUGAACAUCGUGACGGAUGAGGAGUUGGGAAUUAUACCACGGGCGAUCGCCCACCUCUUCAGGGGUAUCGAGGAGCGCAGACAGGCCGCCACAGAACAAGGGCGACCCGUACCCGAGUUUAAGAUCAACGCCCAGUUCUUAGAGUUGUACAAUGAGGAGGUGCUGGACCUGUUCGAUUCGACUCGAGAUGCUGAGGCCCGCAAGCAGAAAUCCCACAUUAAGAUCCAUGAAGAUGCCAAUGGAGGAAUUUACACAGUGGGAGUCACAACACGAACCGUUAGCUCAGAAGCAGAGAUGCUGCAGUGUCUCAAAUUGGGCGCUCUGUCCCGCACCACCGCCAGCACUCAGAUGAAUGUCCAGAGCUCACGCUCCCAUGCCAUCUUCACCAUCCACCUGUGCCAAGUUCGCGUCUGUGCCUCAGACAAUGACACCGAGAGCGAUAACAGACUGGUGAAUGGCUCCACAGAGAUGAAUGAGUUUGAGACGCUAACGGCUAAGUUUCACUUUGUGGAUUUAGCCGGCUCUGAGCGACUGAAGAGAACAGGGGCCACAGGGGACCGGGCCAAAGAGGGCAUCUCUAUCAACUGUGGACUGUUAGCUCUGGGCAAUGUGAUCAGCGCUCUGGGUGACAGGAGCAAACGCUCCUCACAUGUGCCUUACCGAGACUCCAAACUCACUCGCCUGCUUCAAGAUUCCCUGGGAGGAAACAGUCAGACGACGAUGAUCGCCUGCAUCAGUCCGUCAGACAGAGACUUCAUGGAGACCCUGAACACGCUGAAAUAUGCCAACCGCGCUCGCAACAUCAAGAACAAAGUGAUGGUGAACCAGGACCGGGCCAGUCAACAGAUCAGCGCUCUGAGAACAGAGAUCGCCCGUCUGCAAAUCGAGCUCAUGGAGUACAAGACGGGCAAGCGUAUGGUUGGCGAGGAUGGACUGGAAAGCAUCAAUGACAUGGUGCAUGAGAACUCCAUGCUGCAGACAGAAAACAAUAACCUGCGUGUACGAGUGAAGGCAAUGCAGGAAACCAUCGACGCCCAGAGAGCCAGACUCACCCAGCUACUGAGCGACCAGGCCAACCAGACCCUCGCCAGAGCAGGUGAAGGAAGUGAAGAGAUCGGAAACAUGAUCCACAAUUAUAUCAAAGAGAUUGAGGAGCUCAGGGCAAAGCUAUUGGAGAGUGAAGCUGUGAAUGAAAACCUGCGGAAGAACCUGUCCCGCGCCUCCACCCGCUCCUCAUUUUACGCCGGCCCGACUUCCAUUACCCCCGGCCACCUUGCACCUGAAAAAGAUGCCGCAGACAUCAUAGAAAUCGCAAAGAAAGACCUGCAGAAACUGAAGAAAAAGGAGAAGAAGAAAAAGAAGAGACUUCAGCAGAUGGAUGAAGGUGCUCAUGAAGAUCUUGAGAACGCCAGUGUCAUAAAGGAGGAGGGGCCAGAUAACGAGCAGGAUAAAGAGGCCUCCGAGAGAGCCAAUGAAGAGCCAGAAAUGGAUGGGAGUGAUCAUGAUGAAGGUGAGGAAGCCGAGGGUGAGGAAGAGGAGGAUGAGAUGGAAGUGGAUAGCUCUGAUGAGUCUGACUCUGAGCUGGAGGAAAAAGAGGACUUCCAGGCAGAUCUGGCCAACAUUACAUGUGAGAUCGCCAUCAAACAGCGGCUGAUCGAUGAACUGGAGAACAGUCAGAGACGUCUGCACACGCUCAAACAACAGUAUGAGCAGAAACUCAUGAUGUUGCAGAGCAAAAUCAGGGACACACAGCUGGAGAGAGACCGCGUACUGCAUAACAUGGGCUCAGUGGAGACAUGUACGGAGGAGAAAGCAAAGAAGAUUAAAUCGGAAUACGAGAAGAAGCUAAACUCCAUGAAUAAGGAGUUGCAGAAACUGCAGUCGGCACAGAAGGAGCACGCACGCCUGCUGAAGAACCAAUCACAGUACGAGAAACAGCUAAGGAAACUACAGCAGGAAGUGACUGAGAUGAAGAAAACCAAGGUUGGUCUGAUGAAACAGAUGAAGGAGCAACAGGAGAGGAACCGAGUCACAGAGACCCGCCGCAACCGAGAGAUCGCCACACUUAAGAAGGACCAGCGCAAACAGGAGCACCAACUGAGGCAGCUUGAGGCUCAAAAGAGGCAGCAGGAGCUUGUUUUACGCAGGAGGGCAGAGGAGAUAUCUGCCCUGAGACGCCAAGUGCGACCAGCAUCAGGCAAGGUUAACCGCAAGAUCAGUUUACCAGAGCCUUUGCAGGAGUCUUCACCCCGUGCGACUCCCAUCCGACCACAAACCACCGGGGCCAUGACUUAUAACGGGACGAGAAGGUACCAGAUGAGAACAGGAGGAGUGUACUUUACCAGAACAGCACGGGCCAAAUGGCAGUCGCUAGAGCGUCACAUUAGUGACAUAAUCAUGCAGAGGAUGACCAUCUCCAACAUGGAGACCGAAAUGAUCCGCCUACUUAAGCAACGUGAGGAGCUGACCAAACGCAGAGAGAAGGUGACGAAAAAGAGGGACAAGAUCGCCAGCGAGGACACGGACGCCGACAGGACCGUCGUCUCUCUUAAUGAAGAGAUGGAGUCGCUGACCGCCAACAUCGACUACAUCAACGACAGCAUCGCCGACUGCCAGGCCAACAUCAUGCAGAUGGAAGAGGCCAAGGAGGAGGGAGAUACAGUGGACGUCUCUGCUGUGAUCAGCUCGUGCACGCUAUCAGAGGCCCGUGUCCUGCUCGACCACUUCCUGUCAAUGGCCAUCAAUAAGGGCUUUCAAGCCGCACAGAAGGAGUCUCAGAUCAAAGUGAUGGAGGGCCGUUUGAAACAGACGGAGAUAAACAGCGCCACACAGAACCAGCUGCUCUUCCACAUGCUCAAGGAGAAAGCCGAGCUCAACCCUGAGCUGGACGCCCUGCUCGGGAACGCUCUUCAAGAACUAGGUAACGUGCCAUCGGAAAACGGUGAUGAAAGCAGCAGUGAUGAAUCAGCACAGAGUCCUGCCACAGAGAAAAGUUGUUUGGCUUCAGAUCUCAUGAAACUUUGCGGAGACACAAAAGUCAGAAAUAAGGCUCGCAGAAGAACUACCACCCAAAUGGAGCUGUUGUACGCCAACACUGGUGACCCUGAUGCCCCUCCAGAGGAUUUCUCUGCCGCUCUACUUCCUGUAGUGGAGAAUCCUGAGGGAAAUAAAGAACCGGCCCCUGUUCCCCACUUAGGGGACAGAGACUCAAUGGCCUUAUCCUCUAGCUUAGCAUUAAAGACAAAUGCUGUCUCCAGUGCCAGAUCUCCCACGGCUACAGAAAAGAAGCUUGUGGACCGCUCGCCUCUCACCCGCAGAAGAGUUCAGGACAGGAGCCAGAACCCUGCAGACAAAACCAGAACCCUGGACAAACCAGGUGCGGUAAGCCCAGUUCAAGCGUCCCGCUCCAGCCGAGCAUCCAGACUGCAGUGUGUGCACGUGGCCGAGGGUCAUACCAAACCCUUGCUGUGUGUGGACUCAACUGAUGAUCUGCUCUUCACCGGCUCAAAGGAUCGCACAUGUAAGGUGUGGAACCUGGUAACGGGUCAGGAAAUCAUGUCUCUUGGAGAUCAUCCCAGCAGUGUAGUGUCGGUCCGAUACUGUUCCAGCCUGGUCUUCACCGUCUCCACUGCUUAUGUCAAAGUAUGGGACAUCCGUGACUCUGCCAAAUGCAUUCGCACCCUCACUUCUUCUGGACAAGUGUCCCAAGGUGACACGUGUGGGAGUAGUUCUGUUGCCAUUCCACCAGGAGAAAAUCAGAUCAAUCAGAUCGCCCUCAAUCCUUCCGGCACAUUCCUUUAUGCUGCUUCAGGCAACACGGUCAGGAUGUGGGACUUGAGAAGGUUUGUAUCUACUGGGAAACUGACGGGACAUCUGGGGCCGGUAAUUUGUCUUGCGGUAGACCAGAUGGGGAAGGGUCAAGAUGUGGUCAUAACAGGCUCAAAAGAUCACACCGUUAAGAUGUUUGAAGUGGUGGAAGGCACUCAGGGCAGUAUCAGCGCCGCACAUCAUUUCGACCCUGCCCAUAAGGAUGGGCUGGAGGCUUUGGCCAUGCAUGGGGAUUCACUUUUUACUGCUGCCAGAGACUCCUGCAUAAAAAAAUGGGACCUAGCCAGCAAACACAUACAAGGGCAGGUAGAACGGGCUCAUUCGGAUCUGCUGAGCUCUCUGGCGGUGGUUCCUGGCUCCAGUGCUGUUGUGAGCGGCUGCAAGGGCGGACUGCUCAAAUUCUGGCACACAGACACGCUCAGAGCUCUGGGAGAAAUAAGGGGUCAUGACAGCUCUAUCAAUGACAUCUGCACAAACAGCAAUCAGCUCUUUACCGCCUCAGAUGACCGGACAGUGAAGAUCUGGCAAGUGAAAGGAUCUUUAGAGGACGGCCUUUACUGACUCAGUAAAAGCACCUCUGAUGAGAACAGAAGGUUACUGUGAAAGUUUUGGCUUUCCCGCAGGAAUUUCCUUUACCAACGUGACACUUCUUUCCUGAAACUCUGCUUCCAUUCCCGUUUGGCAGUGACUCGGUGGAGAGCGUCCUGUUGUGACUGCUGUAUAUUUCCUCAUCUACAGUGUUGAAGUGCCCUGUUUAGCUGUUGUUGACCAUAAUGGGGGAUAAUGUAGGUCAAUAAGUGUUUGUUCAUGUGGCACAUUCCUAAAGCUGGGCUUUGGGCAUCACAGGCUGCCAUACGAGCAGUGCGUUUAAGAAGCACAUGUGUUUGUGAACGUCAUGUUGACUGGACUUAACCGAUAUUCUUUUAAAUUAUUCAUUAAUAUUGAUGUCAGCUCUUUCCAAUGUUUGUUGACCAAAGUUAGACUCUUUUGUGCGAAUCUUUCCAUCUUCAACACGUCACCCGUCUCAAUGCAAUCAUACAGUAGUCUUAACUGCACUGGAAUGGUGCAAUGAUAUUUGCACCGCUAUCUCUUGUCUACUUUGUGUUUUAUCUUUUUCUAUAAAGCCUGGACUGUUUCUUUUUCAAUUUUCUGGUUGAAACCUUUUAGUACGCUGUACAAAAAUAUUUCCUCUGAUGUACUGUAGUUAUUAUCAAUGUCAGAUGGCAAGUGAAAAUAAACUACAUCUGUCAAAAUCCCA